AUGGUCAACUGCAAAGCGAGCAUGCGGUCGCCUCGAAAGUCGGCGACGCAAGAGAUCUGUUGCUACUGCAGAGAGCAUGUCUGUGACGAGUGCUUCCAGAUCGCACUGCAGCGCACGUUUAUGCGGCCAGGUGAGCUCGAGACCAAGCUCCGCCAUCAACAUGCGUGCUCGUCGUGUGUUCGGUUGCAUCCUGAAGCAGACGUACUGAAAGCGGGACCACACUCGCGUCGACCGCAGCACCUUCCUCCUCCUCGUCGUCGUCUGUUUCGAUGGGAGUGCACCUCGAAGCUGUGCGUGCCGGCGGAAGACCACCACGUGGACCAGUACUCGGCAGCUGAUGUUGGCAGGGCGUCAAGCAGGACACGACAAACGCCAGGGCAAGUUGACGCUGCUUUGGAGAUUCGCCACCGUCGCCACACAUUGGCAAUCGGCUUGCAACCGCGAUCGAACGAUGCUACGAAACCACUGUCGAAGCCGACGAGGGCUCAACGGCAGCUCGAUGAUAGUGCUCUGCAGCUGCAAUCUGCUCGAACACAGGCUCACGUGAGUGCACUGCGUACUAUGAAAAGACUGCAACAACUCGAAGCGCAAUCGUCCGACUUGUGUGAUUUCACGCGAUCGACUGCGCAAAUGGUUAUGCGAAACAGUGUCGAGAAGGCAAUGGGCACGGACGGUAAGUCGAUGUCGUGUGACUUUAGGGGCACCGAGCCUGUCAUGACUAUGCCGAGUAGAUCAAAAGCGACAAAGCAUUCGACAGGCGAUUCAGGACGAGCCAAGUAUACGAAUGAUGCACCACUUGCGCCAGCGAGACGAGGUCGACGCGCUUCGGUGGACUGCUCCAGCAACACUGCUGUUCCUCCAUUCGCGUCCAAGCACAUCGGUGUUGUUGAUGCCGGGCUUGCAUUGGUCCAACCGCGGAACGAUUUUGCGGCGAAGACUGUCAAGAAACAGGUGCAUCUACCACAAACGUUGGAAGGCAUCGCGAGUGCAGAUAGAAACAAUUGUUACACGAGCAAAAAGUAUGAUGCUCCACCGAUUGAUUGCACUCGCUUCACCGGGAAUCGUCGAAUAGGCGAUCGUCGAUACACGAUGACCGAUGCGUCGAUCAAGAACUCGAAAGUCUCGCGGCAUGGGAAUCAAGACAAUGGGGUCGGCGAAAGUGGCAGUCGAGAACACGAUCGACUAAGGCACGGGAACAAGGUCAAGCUCACUGACUUUCAUUUGUCCAAGCUGACGGUGCAAGAACCGACGCACAGAAACGAAGGUCCGUCAGGUGCUGCCAAGUAUGGGUCGCGCAGCAGGAGAGAAGGAACGAGCAUGGCGAAACCUGUUGCAGCUGCACGAGCAGCAUACGGAUCAAAUCGCUCCAAGAGCGAACUGUGCGACUUGACAUAUCUGGAUGCGUUCAAGACUUACACCUUGUAA
Molecule: messenger RNA, 1425 nt
Organism: Hyaloperonospora brassicae
Lineage: Eukaryota; Oomycota; Peronosporomycetes; Peronosporales; Peronosporaceae
Source: the annotation of a GenBank genome assembly